Messenger RNA from Cuscuta epithymum, 1971 nucleotides. The record is from the annotation of a GenBank genome assembly. NCBI's taxonomy places the organism in Eukaryota, Viridiplantae, Streptophyta, Magnoliopsida, Solanales, Convolvulaceae.
GUGCGGGUGACAUUGUCAUUUAUUUAUACAGUUGAACUAUCCGUUCCCGUAAUCCUGCCAGUUUCAUACCACCCGGAGUGUAGUUGUUUGAAUAUGAACCAUCUGAAAGUUCCAUUUACAUAUACUUGAGGGAGGCUGCAAAUGACUCCCCUUCGCAUGCAUUUAGGUUUUUAUUUCUGAAUCGGUUUCCGUCUAGCGGGGAAAGUCUCGCCCUCUUCUAGCUUGCGUGCCACCCGUUUGAUUAUUUUCCCAACCGAAGACAUCUCUUGACAGUUCCCUCCUCAAUGUUCUGUCAUGCCAUUCUUCAUAGACUUUUAAGCCCGGCUCCAGUCUCGGCAGCCUUUGUUCCUAGAAGCUUAACCAACAUUGGCUCAGGAGUGUCUAAAGAUGACUACUUUGCAACCAUUCAUCACAUAUCAAACAUCGUACGCCGAGACAUCUAUCUAGAGAGGACCCUUAAUAAAAUGCGAAUAUCUAGCAUUGUCAACUCGGAGCUUGUUUAUCGGGUUCUUCGUUGCUGCUCCCAACAUGGCAUUGAGUCCUUCCGCUUCUUCAAUUGGGCGAGGACACAACACCCCCGAUAUGAUCCAACUACCCUUGAGUUUGAGGAGCUUCUCAAGACCCUUUCCCGAACUGCUCACUGGGAGACAAUGUGGAAGGUAGUUCUGCAAAUGAAGGCACAAAAUGUGCCUGUUUCCCCCUCAAUGGCAUCUUUGGUCAUUGAACAAUACGGGAAGCAUGGACUCACUGAUCAGGCCGUUGAUCUCUUUAACCGCCUCCACAACUUGAACUGUCUCCAAACCACUGAAGUCUACAAUUCACUGCUUUUCUCCCUCUGUGAGGUCAAGAAUUUUCAGGGGGCAUACACAUUGAUCCGUAGGAUGAUACGUAAAGGCGUCACCCCAGACAAGAGGACUUACUCUGUCCUUGUGAAUGGUUGGUGCUCUGCGGGGAAAAUGAAGGAGGCCCAGAGGUUCUUGGAGGAGAUGAGUCGAAAGGGUUUCAACCCACCUGUCCGGGGGCGAGACCUACUCAUCGACGGGUUGUUAAAUGCGGGUUAUCUUGAAUCAGCAAAGGGUCUCGUUAGGAAGAUGAUGAAAGAGGGCUUUAUACCUGACGUGGACACCUUCAAUUCUUUAGCAGAAGCGUUAUGCAAAUCUGGUGAAUCCGAUUUCUGCAUCACUCUCUUCCAUGACGUUUGUAGGUUAGGAUUGUGCCCUAAUGUUGAGACUUACAAGAUUUUGAUAACUGCGGUUUCGAAGCUGGGGAGGGUUGAAGAUGCAUUCUGGCUCUUUUACAAGUCGGUUGAGGACGGAAACCGACCGUUUCCUAGUCUCUAUGCCCCGAUUCUGAAAUCCCUUUGCCGUGGAGGCAGGUUUGAUGACGCAUUCAGUUUCUUCAGUGACGUGAGGGUGAAGGGACACCCUGCGAAUCGCCCGGUUUAUACGAUGAUGAUCAAGAUGUGUUGCCGUGGGGGGCGGUUCGUGGAAGCUGCCAAUUAUUUGGUGGAGAUGACAGAGUUGAAUGUGUACCCAAUGUCACAAAGUUUUGAUAUGGUUACUGAUGGGUUGAAGCAUUGUGGGAAACAUGACUUAGCCAAGAGGAUGGAGCAACUGGAGAUAUCCAUGAGGGGCGUAUGAUUGAGGCCGUUUAUAAAAUUGAUGAAACGAGAAAAACUGUUGCAUGAGUACAAAAGAAUGAAUGAAUACAAACCAAAACCAGUUUGACCAAAUUGUAGCUCUGUAUCCAUAUUCAGAUUGGUUGGCUGUUCGCCAAGGAAUUUGAUAUUGAGAAAUGGAUCCAUUAGUGUUGUUAACUUGUUCCUCUAUUGCUAGCUAGCUAUUGGUUCAAGAUAAUCUAGGAUUAUGGCCCCAUAAUAAUUUGAAAAAUGUGCUUGCUGCAACCAUGUCCUCUCACCGAUUUUUGUUUCUCAUCUUCUUCGGCAUUUGCUUGCAAAUUAUUAACCAGCAG